This is a messenger RNA of Vanessa atalanta (red admiral), 10835 nucleotides long. It is a transcript of the gene Itpr, whose product is annotated as inositol 1,4,5-trisphosphate receptor. The transcript has 61 exons. Gene Ontology annotation, biological process: calcium ion transmembrane transport. Gene Ontology annotation, cellular component: membrane; endoplasmic reticulum. Bases 200 to 8383 code for a protein of 2727 amino acids. Lineage: Eukaryota; Metazoa; Arthropoda; Insecta; Lepidoptera; Nymphalidae. The record is from RefSeq and is a predicted model, not a curated record. Gene Ontology annotation, molecular function: inositol 1,4,5 trisphosphate binding; inositol 1,4,5-trisphosphate-gated calcium channel activity.
UUUCAGCGAGAGGGAAGCGUGUCGUAUGAUUUUAGUGUCAUGCGAGUCAAAGUUUACAUGUUUUUCUCGAAUUGUCAUUGUUAAUCCCAUUAAUUAUCAUAUGCGGACUUUAUUGUGAUUAUGUGUUAUCAUCUCAUGUGUGCUCGAGGUGUGUGAUAAGGGUGUUGUUUCAUGGUGGGAGUGAGGAAAGGGGGACAAGAUGGGUGACAGUUUCCUGCACCUGGGUGACAUCGUGUCCCUGUUCGCGGAGGGCUCUGUGGCAGGAUUCCUCAGUACCUUAGGGUUGGUAGAUGACAGGUGCGUUGUUUGCCCUGAGGCAGGCGACCUGACUGAUCCGCCCAAAAAGUUCCGGGAUUGCCUGUUCAAGAUAUGUCCUAUGAACCGCUACUCCGCUCAGAAGCAGUUCUGGAAUACUGCCAAGCAAUCCGCCAAUGCCAGCGCCGAUACAGAUACCGGACUGCUGAAGAGGUUGCAUCAUGCCGCUGAGAUAGAGAAGAAGCAGAACGAGAUGGAGAACAAAAAACUACUGGGAACAGUGGUACAGUAUGGCAGCGUCAUACAACUGUUGCAUGUCAAGUCUAACAAAUAUUUGACUGUUAAUAAACGAUUGCCCGCGUUGCUGGAGAAAAAUGCAAUGCGGGUGCAUUUAGACGCAAAUGGUAAUGAAGGCUCGUGGUUCUAUGUAAUACCAUUCUACAAACUCCGGUCGACUGGGGACAAUGUGGUGGUCGGCGACAAGGUUAUAUUGAACCCGGUGAACGCCGGGCAACAGGUCCUACACGUGUCCUCUAACCACGAGCUACCGGACAACGUUGGAUGUAUGGAGGUGAAUGUAGUAAAUUCAUCGACGUCAUGGAAGGUGACCCUUUUCCUAGAACACAAAGAGAACCAGGAGGAGAUGCUUAAGGGUGGUGACGUAGUACGACUUUUUCACGCGGAGCAAGAGAAGUUCCUCACGAUGGAUGAGUACAGACGAAGGCAACACGUCUUCCUCAGGACCACGGGCCGGUCGAGCGCCACCGCCGCCACCAGCAGUAAAGCCUUGUGGGAGAUUGAGGUAGUGCAACACGACCCGUGUAGAGGAGGCGCGGGUCACUGGAACUCGAUAUUCCGUUUCAAGCACCUCGCUACUGGACACUACUUAGCCGCCGAAGCUUGUAUUAAACAAUCCGAGAAUAUGAUGGAAAAUGAGGGUUUGAACUCGGAGCCAGCGUACCAGCUCGUGUCGGUGCCGCACUCGUCGGAGAUCGCCACGCUGUUCGAGCUGGACCCCACCACCAUGACGCACUCCGACGCGCCCGUGCCGCAGAGCAGCUACGUCAGAUUACAGCAUCUCUGCACGCACACUUGGGUGCAUUCGACGUCAAUACCGAUCGAUAAAGAAGAAGAAAAGCCAGUUAUGUCGAAGGUGGGAUGUUCAGUAGUGAAAGAGGACAAAGAGGCAUUUGCUCUGAUAUCGGUAUCGCCCAGCGAGGUCCGGGACCUGGACUUCGCCAACGACGCCUGCAAAGUCCUCUCCGCAUUGUCAACCAAACUGCAUCACGGGAAUAUUGAACACAAUGAAAUGAAAGCAUUGACCUGCCUCCUCCAAGACAUAGUAUACUUUAUAGCGGGCUUCGAGAACGAACCCAACAAGUGUAAAGCCCUCGACCUGGUCGUGGAAAAUCCAAAUCGCGACAGACAGAAGCUGCUACGUGAACAAUAUAUAUUGAGACAGCUCUUCAAAAUACUCCAGGGUCCCUUCCAAGAAUCCCCGGAGGGAGAGGCGUUCCUUAAGAUAGAGGAACUGUAUGAUCCCCGUUAUGCGCCGUAUAAGUUCAUCUUCCGUCUCUGCUACAGGAUACUUAGACUCAGUCAGCAAGACUAUCGGAAGAAUCAGGAAUAUAUCGCAAAGCAUUUCGGAUUCAUGCAAAAACAAAUAGGAUACGACAUACUCGCAGAGGACACCAUCACGGCGCUGUUGCACAACAACAGGAAGCUGCUGGAGAAGCACAUCACGGCCUCGGAGAUAGAGACGUUCGUUGGCCUGGUCAGGAAGAAUAUGAAGACCUGGCAAUCCCGUUUCUUAGACUAUCUGAGUGACUUGUGCAUCUCCAACAAAAAAGCUAUCGCUGUGACGCAGGAGUUAAUCUGCAAGAGUGUGCUCUGUGCUAACAACGCUGACAUUCUUAUUGAGACAAGACUUGUCUCCACAAAAUACGAGAACGUCUCGGAAAUCGACGACGUAGGUAACAAAUACUCGGUAGAAGACGACGUUAUGUUGCUUUGGAACAAUAAAAAGAGUUCCCGGCUACUAUCGUCGUUAGCAUCAGAAGCGGCAGCGGAUCCACGCAGCGAAGCCGCAGCCAUCUUGGACUACUACCGACAUCAACUGGAUCUCUUUUCCAACAUGUGCCUCAACAGACAGUACCUGGCGCUCAACAGCUUGUCGCAGCAAUUACAGAUUGAUCUCAUACUCAAGUGCAUGUCGAACGGCGCGCUGUCGCACGAGGUGCGCGCGUCGUUCUGCCGUCUCAUGCUGCACCUGCACGUGGACCGCGACCCGCAGGAGCCCGUCACGCCCGUCAAGUACGCGCGCCUGUGGGCCGAGGUCGCCGGCACCAUCCACGUGCACGACUACCAGUGCGUCAAGGGCGGCCCGGAUGCUACGAGAGAGAAGGUGAAGGAGCAGUUCGCGUCGACCAUCCGCUUCGUCGAGAACUACCUCUGUAACGUGGUCACUAGGACGUGGUACUUCAGUGACCACGAUCAGAACAAGCUCACCUUCGAGGUUGUCAAGCUAGCCAGAGAAUUGAUUUAUUUUGGAUUUUAUAGCUUCAGCGAUCUCUUGAGGUUGACCAAGACACUGCUCAGUAUACUGGACUGCGUGACGGCUAUUGAUCUGCUCAACGAGACCAGCGCGCUCACUGGAGAGGUCGAAUCCCAGGAAAGUGAAAUAAAGAAACCGGAGGGCGGCGUGCUGCGCAGCAUCGGGGACAUGGGCGCCGUGAUGACGUCCAUCACACUCGGAUCGGUUGCACGUAAUGUGGCGGGCGGCGCGGCGCGCUCGCCGUCGGCGCUGGCGCUGGCGCGCAAGCACCCGCUCGUCAUGGAGACCAAGCUCAAGAUCAUCGAGAUCCUGCAGUUCAUACUCGACGUGCGACUGGAUUACCGUAUCAGCUGUCUGCUGUCUAUAUUUAAGAAGGAGUUCGAACAGUCCGAUAAAGCCGAUAACAUCGGUAGGGCAGAUGUGGAAGCGAUUGGCCUGCAAGCCGAAGGCAUAUUCAGUUGUCGAGCAAUACAGACUGUGCCUGACAACUGUCUUCCAAAAAAUGUAGAUUUAGACGGCUUGGACUUGGAUGAAUGCGGAGGUCGUAUGGUCCUUCGCGUGUUACUGCAAUUGUGCUCCCAAGGUGCCUCAGCUUCUCUGGUCUCUGGGGCUUUAGCGUUGUUGUUCAGACAUUUCAGCCAAAGGCAAGAAGUCCUGGCAGCCUUUAAACAAGUACAACUCCUCGUAUCAGACGCAGACGUAGAAUCUUACAAGCAAAUCAAAGCCGACUUGGACGUGUUACGGCAAAGUGUGGAAAAGUCUGAGCUGUGGGUGUUUAAUAAAGGUCGCGCUGGAGCAUUGGACGAUCACAGCGAUAUUAAAGGUACGGUGGGUCCUGGUGGAGCAGUUUUGGAAAGGAAUGCGUCCCUCGACAAUGUCUUAGACACCUCAAGGUCCACGAAACAUGACCACAUGAACGAAUAUAACAAGAUCAAGGAGAUCCUUCAACGUAUGAUCAAAUAUUGCACGCAAGGCAACAACAGUGCCGGCGAGGCGGGGGAGACCAGUCGCCCGCGGAGACACGAGCAGCGGCUGUUGCGCAACAUCGGAGUACACAACAUCGUGCUGGACUUGCUGCAGGUUCCCCACGACGAGGACGACGCCGCGAUGGACGAGCUACUCGCUCUCGCCCACGAGUUCCUCCAACACUUCUGCCACGGCAACCAGCAAAAUCAGGCCAUCUUGCACAAGCACCUGGACCUAUUCCUCAACGCCGGGAUCCGCGAGGCGCAGACGGUGUGCGCCAUCUUCUCGGAGAACGCGUCGCUGUGCGCGCACGAGGGCAACGAGAAGGUGGCGGCGCACUUCGUGCACUGCGUGGAGGCGCGCGGCCGCCGCCCCGCCUACCUGCGCUUCCUGCGCACCAUCGUGCGCGCCGGCGGCCAGCACAUCCGCCGCAGCCAGGACCUCGUCAUGCAGGAGAUGGUGAACGCGGGCGAGGACGUGCUGGUGUUCUACAACGACAAGGUGUCCUUCAACUACUUCCUGCAGAUGAUGCGUCUGUACCGGCGCACGGGCGAGAUGCCGGAGGCUCUGACGUACCAUAUAGACCUCGUGAAGCUCUUGACGUGCUGCACCCUGGGCAAGAACGUGUACACCGAGAUCAAGUGCCACAGCUUGCUACCCCUGGACGACAUCGUGGCUAUGAUCACUCACGCGGACUGUAUCCCAGAGGUAAAAGAAGCGUACGUAGGUUUCCUGAACCAUUGCUACAUCGACACCGAGGUGGAGAUGAAGGAGAUAUACUCCAGUAACUACAUGUGGGACCUGUUCGAGCGAUCCUUCCUGCAAGACAUGCUCGCGAUCCUACAGCCGGAGCCGCAGACAUCUGAGCCCGGCUCGUCGCGCGCGUCGGGCAGCUCGAAGCAGGCGUGGGUCAACUACGUCACGGACGUGCUGGUGCACACCAUCUGCACGUUCUUCAACUCGCCCUUCAGCGACCAGAGCACCACCGUGCAGACCCGGCAGUCGAUAUUCGUGAAGCUGCUUCAAACCACUUUCCGGAUCUACCAGUGUCCUUGGCUCACUCCGCCACAGAAACUCAACGUUGAGAAAUGUAUACGCACUCUCAGCGAAGUCGCUAAGAGUCGCAGUAUAGCGAUUCCGUUGGAGCUAGAGGCGAAGAUCCAGACGGUGUUCGAGAAGGCGGCGGCGCUGUCCCGCCAGACCAGCAAGUGGCUGCUCGCCUCCAAGACCUCCAAGCUGGAGAAGAUGGCUUCGCAGACAAACCUCCAAAACGACAGAUCUGUGAUGGAAGGCCUGCAAGAGAUAGUCGCGCUACUGGAGGAGCAGUUGCGACCCUUACUACAAGCCGAGCAGUCUCUGCUAGUUGACAUCUUGUACAAGCCGCAUCGGUUAUUCACGAGCCCGGGGGAACUAACGCACCCCGAUACGAGCGGAAUAUUUAUAUCGAGAUUAAUACGUCAUACGGAGAAGCUUCUAGAAGAGAAAGAAGAAAAGCUGUGCGUAAAGGUGUUACGGACGUUGCGGGAGAUGAUGGCCGUCGAUCCCGAAUAUGGAGAGAAGGGCAACCAACUACGAAACAAGCUGCUCUCGCAGUACUUCGUGAACCGCAAGUCCGAGCCCAAGAUCCAGCCCGCCAGCGUCGCCGUCACUCACGGGCCCGGUGCAGACACUGUACCGCAACAGCCGAAAAGAGCGAAGGUCUUGCUGCGCACGGGACAGAGUCUGGCGCAGGUGCAGGCGCACCUGGACCGCGAGGGCGCCUCCGACCUGGUGGUCGAGCUGGUCAUCAAGAGCACUAACCGACCGGCUAUCUUCCUUGAAGCUAUACAGCUUGGAAUUGCGCUUCUAGAAGGCGGUAAUCCUAUAAUUCAGCACAGCAUCUUCACAAAAUUGCAGAAUGGUGAAAUAUCGCAAGCAUUUUUAAAGGUAUUCUACGAUAAAAUGCGUGAGGCCCAGCAAGAGAUUCGCUCACUGGCUGUAAGCAGCACCACCACCACUACCACCGACAAGCGGUCGUCCACAGAAAAGCAAAAAUCGAAUAGUACUGAUGGUAAGGCGGUGGUAGGGCCCAUGGUGGUGGGCGAGGACAUGGACGACGAGGUGUCCAGCGCGUGCGGCUCGGCCGUGCACGCCUACUCCGACAUACACACCAUGUCGCACGGUACAACCGUCUUAGAAGAAAUAAUGGCAGAGAAAAAACGGGAAUCUGGCAAUUCGGACGUACUGCCUGCUAAGGUGGCCGUUAUGCGACCAAUCUUGCGUUUCUUACAGCUGCUGUGCGAGAACCACAAUCCCGACCUACAGAACCUCCUUCGCAACCAAAACAACAAGUCCAACUAUAACCUCGUCUCCGAGACUCUUAUGUUCCUGGACUGCAUCUGCGGAUCAACGACGGGAGGGCUCGGAUUGCUCGGACUCUACAUAAAUGAAGGGAAUGUGGCACUUAUCAACCAGACCUUAGAAACACUCACAGAAUAUUGUCAAGGUCCUUGCCACGAAAAUCAAAACUGUAUAGCGACACACGAAAGCAACGGACUUGAUAUUAUAACGGCAUUGAUAUUGAACGACAUUAACCCCCUCGGCAAGACACGCAUGGACCUCGUACUGGAGCUAAAGAACAACGCCUCCAAGCUCCUGCUCGCUAUAAUGGAAUCUAGAAAUGACUCCGAGAACAACGCCGAAAGGAUCUUAUACAACAUGAAUCCUAAACAGCUGGUUGAUGUUGCGUGCUCAGCCUUCCAUCAGGAGAACUCUAUGGACCCCGAUUCCGAUUCCGAGGAUGACGCGCCCGUACAGGGUGUCUCUCCAAAGGAAGUGGGCCACAACAUCUACAUCCUGUGCCACCAGCUGGCGGCGCACAACAAGGAGCUGGCGGCGCUCGUGCGCGCCUCGCCCGCCGGCCUCGCCGCGCCCGCGCUGCAGUACUACCGCACGCACACCGCGCAGAUCGAGAUAGUCCGCACGGAUCGCAGCAUGGAGCAGAUCGUGUUCCCGAUCCCGGAGAUCUGCGAGUACCUGCCGGUGGACAGCAAGCACCGCGUGCUGCAGAGCGCAGAGCGCGACGACCAGGGCAGCAAGGUGGCGGACUUCUUCUCGCGCCUCGACAAUCUCUUCCACGAGAUGAAGUGGCAAAAGAAGCUGCGAGGCCAACCAUUCCUGUUCUGGGUGUCGUCCUACAUGUCUCUGUGGAGUAACAUAUUGUUCAACUUUGCCGUUUUGAUCAACGUGAUCGUCGCUUUCUACUACCCGUUCCAAGACGAGAACCCCCGGCUGGGCCAGCACCUGUCGCUGGUGGUGUGGUGCGCGUCGGGCGCGGCGGGCGCGCUGGUGACGUGGCUGCCGCGCGGCUCGGGCGCCCGCGCGCUGCUGGCCAGCGCCAUCGUGCGCCUCAUCUACUCCGCCGGGCCCGAGCCCACCAUGUGGAUGCUGGGCAUGCUCACCAUAGUAGUGAAGGGUAUUCACCUGGUGAGCAUAAUGGGCAACCAGGGCACGUUGUCCAAGUCGACGCGGAACGUGAUCACGGACCCCGAGCUGCUGUACCACGGCGUUUAUCUCGGUUUCUGCUUCAUGGGCAUAUGCUGGCAUCCGUUCUUUUUCUCAGUUCUGCUCCUAGACAUAGUAUACCGAGAAGAGACCUUGUUGAACGUGAUGCGAUCAGUCACUCGCAACGGGCGGUCCAUCCUACUGACGGCCGUACUGGCGCUGGUGCUGGUCUACAUGUUCUCCAUAGUAGGCUACAUGUUCUUCCGAGACCACUUCCUCGUCACCGUCGACCGCCUGGACGGGCGCCCGCGUGUUGCAGACGACCACGACCCGCGCUUCGAGCAGCGCGAGCAGUGCGGCGACGCGGGCUGCGGCGCGCCGGCCGGCAAGUACGCGCGGCCGGCGCGCUUCGUGUCGGUGGGCGGCGACCUGCGCGAGCGCAGCUGCGACUCGCUCAUCAUGUGCAUCGUCACCACGCUCAACCAGGGCCUGCGCAACGGCGGCGGCAUCGGGGACAUCCUGCGCGCGCCCGCCAGCUUCGAGCCCCUGUUCGUCGCACGCGUGGUGUACGAUCUACUGUUUUUCUUCGUGGUGAUCAUCAUCGUACUGAACCUCAUCUUCGGUGUGAUCAUCGACACCUUCGCCGAUCUCCGUAGCGAGAAGCAGCAAAAAGAACUUAUAUUAAAGAACACAUGUUUUAUAUGUGGGUUGAACAGGUCAGCCUUUGACAAUAAAACGGUCUCAUUUGAGGAACACAUAAAGAGUGAGCACAACAUGUGGCACUACCUGUACUUCAUGGUGCUGGUACGGGUCAAGGACCCCACCGAGUUCACCGGCCCCGAGAGCUACGUACACUCCAUGAUCAAGAGCAACAACUUGGAGUGGUUCCCGCGCCUGCGCGCGCUGUCGCUGGUGGGCGGCGGGGAGGGCGAGGGCGGCGAGCUGGAGCUGCGCAACCUGCAGGCGCAGCUCGAGCGCGCGCAGGCCGCCGUGCGCGCGCUCACCGACCUGCUCACCGACCUGCGCGACCAGAUGACGGAGCAGCGCAAACAGAAACAACGUAUCGGCCUGUUGAACUCGACCUCGGCGUAUCUCCAGAACUUGCAAAUGAACCUUCCGCCAUGAGCGACAUGCCGUUACUUCGACGCACCGGCUACUAUGUUACAGUCCAUCAAAGUUUUUAUUUCGAUUUAACAGCUCGUAUAUUACGUAUAUUCGUCACCCAGAAUAUACUUAACCUGAAAUUUUCGAAUAGUUUAACGCUAAGAAUCUAAGAUACUUUAAGUAUUUUUAAUUAUUUGAACAAUCUUAUUUAUUUUAAUGAAAAUUCAUACUCAAGUCAUAUUAAUAAAGCUUCAAAACCGGUGCGUCUCGUGUACCAUCAGGCCUCGGAUGACAAUCGCACAAAAAUAUAAUCACAUUGGUACGCUUUAGUACUCGUCGUAAAGAAAACAAACAAUGACACUGACGUCGUUUAGCGGUCAAACGCACGAAGAAUGCGUGCGAAAUAUGAGAUACGUAAUACAAUAUAUAAUAAGACUAAUUCGUCUACUAGAAAAUGUUUUUAGAUUCGACUAGAUAUCACUAGAUAUAUUAACAUAUUUAUGGAUAUGUUUCAAGUGUGAUUUAAAAUGGAUUUGAUAGAAUAAACAUUCGUAUAGAAAUCUCUACAGUUUUCUAUAAUUUUUUUUUUUUAUCGCAGCGACGUUCGAAUCUUAACAGAUUGUAUAUUUAAUAUACUUUUGACAAACUUAAAAUUGAAAAAAAAAAAUCGGAUAUAGAUUACGGUAAACUAUAGACAGCCAAAUUGAAGCAAUAAUUUUCAUGAUAAAGGUCUAGUUGUAUGAUAGAAACACAAUAAGAUAUUUAGAAAAAUAUAUUUUAAUGUUUAAGUCAUUAUAUCCAACAAUAACAUUCAUCGACACGAGACUAGACAAAUCUCAUAUGCUUAGAAAAUUGUUUAACAAAUAAUAGCAUUUUUUUUUUAUAAAUAAUCCAGUUUUUUUGCGACUGGAUAUGAAACUUUGUUCGUUAUUUCUUCGUAGUUAAAGUUUAAUAUUGUUUCCGACGGGAUCUUGGAAUUGGAACCUUAAAUCUAUCACUAUAAAGUUCAAUUCGUUAAUUUCGAAUAUUAAAUACUAUCUUCCGAAUCUUAGUUCUAAAUCUCCUUAAUCUUAUUUUGUCUAUUUAAAAGUUUAUAUUUAUUUUUAUAUGAAAUAUUUUGUUCUUAGCUUAAUUGUAAAAUUAUAUUUUUUAAAGUUAUUUUUCCUCAAAUAUGUUCGUGUUGUAACCGUUGUUUCUUCUUUGUUUAUUCUAUUCUCGAACUUAGUUACAAUACAGUGUAAUUUUGUGUAGAGAAGUUACGUUUAAGGUUUUAUAUAAUUUUUCAACGAAGUCUCCCAAAAUUUUUAAUAUUUCGAUAGUGCAAUAUGACUUAGCUCAAAAUCCGUUAUCUGUAGUUAGGAGAAAUAUGAAAUUUUAUUUUAAAAAUCUUAUAAAGAUCUGAAACCUAUUGCGAUAAAUCGUGCGUUUCAUAUAUUUUGUUGUAUCUGUGUGUUGUUUAGAUUGUAUGGAAUAGUUACGUUAGGUUAAGUUUUAAUAUUUUUUAUUUGACACAUUGGUUUAUAAAUGAAAACGUUGUUUACUAUAAACUUCCCUGAAGUGGAAGUUAUAGUCUCUAUGCCUUGGCAAUAAGAGCUUCAUAAUUGGGUACAGACGAUUUCUGAGGGUUUUCUUCUUGAAUAUUUUAUAUAUGUUUUAGGAUGUUUGAAUGUUACUAUGACCUUGAAAUCAUAAAACAGUGCCAUGUGAAAGUAGCAAUCGCUAUAGGAAUAAGUUGAUUUUUUAACAAAACCAUUGCAUACUUAGCAUUCAUUAAAAAUUAACUGAAUUUUGAUCAAUCUCGGCUAAUCGUCUGAGAAUAUAUUUUAGUGUUUUUGUACUACUAAGUAUGCAUUAUAUACACGUAAGGGAACAUAUAAGAUGCCAAAUACUAGAGAUGUUAUGAGUUAUGAGUCAUUUUGUUGUACUUAAGAUGUUUAUUGUUUUGCUUAAAUUUCAAUUCUAUCUUGUUACUAUUAGAACUUUACCGUUUACACUAAAAUGUUUUAACAUUCCUCUAAUAUGAACCAACUAUAUCUUCAUAUAUAUAAUUAUAUAUAUAAUUUUUUGUACAGAGAAUUUAUGUAAAUUUAAAAGAUAUUUAUUAAAUAGUAAAACUUCUUUUUUUAAUCUAAGAUUUACAAAGUUAUAUAUUUUCGACUUAAAAUAAUCGAACUUUUAAUAUAUUUACUAAUUAAAUUCUUGUAGUUGAAUGUGUGACCAAACUUGGAGUUUUCUACAACAUGUAGAGUUUUAAUAUUUAAAUUUUAUACUUUCUCUACGAAAAAAAAAAAAAUAAUCUUCUUGCAUUAUUCUAUACAUUCCUCGUAUAUUUGUCUUUAUAUAUGAUAACAAUAGAUCUGUAUUGUGGAAUCUUUGCAUUAGUUCUCUAUUAGUAAUAAAGGAUUUAUUGUAAGUCUGUUACAAUGGCUGCAAAUAUGGUUUUGUUUAUGAAAUAUAAAAGUAUGGCACAAAA